AUGCAUUGUUUAAAAUUGUUUGUGAUUAUUUCAAGUUUAGAAUGUGGUUCUAACCUUGUUGCCCAGAGCUACGAUGGUGCUGCGGUAAUGGCUGGCCAUUUAGGAGGUCUUCAAGCUAGAGUGAAAGAAAAGUUUAAACAUGCAAUUUUCGUUCACUGUAUAGCAAAUAGACCUAAUUUGGUUUUAUCGCAAAGCAUGGAUAAUAUAGAAGAUUGCAAAGUUUUCUUUUCGGCGCUUGGUGGUCUGGCUUCCUUCUUUUUAAAGUCAUCGAAAAGAACUCGUGCUUUGGACGUUCACGUUCAAAGAAGGUUUUCAAAAGUUGCUCUGACGCGAUGGAACUACAAUGAACCUUUAGGCAAACAGUGUUUCAAUACCGUGAUUCUUUGA
Psylliodes chrysocephalus is the source of this 387-nucleotide messenger RNA. NCBI's taxonomy places the organism in Eukaryota, Metazoa, Arthropoda, Insecta, Coleoptera, Chrysomelidae. The record is from the annotation of a GenBank genome assembly.